AUGGACGCACCUCAAUCGCCCAUUCAAAAGAACGCGUGCGGAAAGUGUGCUCGCCGCAAGAUCCGUUGCGACCGACGACAGCCAUGCUCCAACUGCGUGGCUCACGCUCGUAUGACGGCGAGACGCAACCGCAACAAAAAGGAUGUAUCUGGACAUGACGUGGAAAUAGAAUGCAUAUAUGUUGAGCCACCUCCAGGACGGCGGCUGCGCCGACACAAACAUGCUCGUACGGUCCCAUCGAAUCUCGCAAACGACCUCAUGGACCGACUACAGAUGUACGAAGACCUGUUACAAAAGAAUGGAAUAACAGCUCCUCAAUCUUUUUCACAAGAAGAGCUUCCAAGCUUUCACGAGCCAUUGCCACGGCCAGGGUCUUGUGAAAGCUGCAAUGAUAUCGUCAGUGACCACCGGAUAUGGAUUGCCUCCCCAUGGGAGGCUAAAAUGGCAGCAGGCAAUGACCCGACAACAUCAUCGAUUGCGCAGACACCGUCUUCUGGGGUAGAUACGAUCGUUGAUUUAGCAAAUACCAGAGAGGGGAUGAAAACAUGGCCAACGGUGGUCCACGAGGACGCUGCCGACGAGGAGCUGGAACUGUGGCGGUCGUUACCACCCGAGCUGCGCAACCCGCCCGUCUCGGAAAUCUUUGCUAGGCGCUUCUUUGGCCAGAAAACCAUAAAUGAGCGUUCACUCAGCGAAAAAAUCCCACAGCCGUUGGAAAUGAACACGACAAGCAUCCUCUUCGGCACUUCCAACCUGGCGCCCGUACCACACCCAGAACCACGCAUGAUCCUUCACCUGUGGCAGACCUUCAUCGACAGUGUCAACCCUGUCAUGCGAAUUGUACACGUGCCGACGACACAUAAACAGAUUGUUGAUGCGAGCUGGGACCCUGCCAACGCACCGCCGGCCACUGGUGCGUUGAUGUUUGCUGUAUAUGCGCUGGCCCUGACAUCGAUGACUAUUUCCGAGUACGCCGACAUGUUUACAACUACAAAGACGAGACAAACAUCAGAUGACGCUGUCCCGCCCAAGAGGGAACUUCUGACAAAAUACCGUAUGGGUGCCAUGCAGUGUCUUGUGGCCGCCGGUAUAUUGACGACGCGCCGCCUCGACGUCCUUCGCGCCUUUACGCUGUUUAUCCUCGCCGAGCCGGACUCGGAGCUGUGCAGCACCCUGGCUUCCACAGCUGUACACCUGGGCCUCAAGCUGGGCCUGCACCGAGAGACGAGCAAGAGCACACCGGAAGGUACGGGGACCCUGUCAUUCUUUGAUCGCGAGAUGAGCGUCCGUCUCUGGUGGCAGAUUCUCGGCAUUGACGCCCGCAUGCGUCUGGCCGUCAGUCUUAGCUACACUAAUAGCAUUAGUACGAUGGGAAGCAACAAGCAUAGCAGAUUUGCGACGGGAGGCAACUACUUUGGCAGCAGCAUGCCACUGACCGACUUGGUUGACCUUCGGCUACCACUCAACGUGAACGACGCAGACUUGCACCCGGACAUGACGUGUGCGCCAGUAGAGCAUGCUGGGCCGACCGAGAUGCUCUAUGUCAGAGUCAAGUACCAUACGGCUCCAUGGAUGCAAACGUUUGCGCAGAAGAAAUUUGUUUCGAGCACCAGUGGCGAUUUGGGAGAGGUGUCCACGCCCGCAGGCCACCUAUUCCACACUCAGACUUUGCCAGCCAUGAAGAACUGCGCCAUUGACGAGCUUGAGCAGCUGUACACGAACAUAUGCCAUCAGUUUGCCGACCCACGAAUCCCGCUGCACGCCGUGAGCUCGAGCAUGGCGCGUAUGGCUGUUGCACAGCUGCGGUUUCAGGCAUACCACCCGCGGACGUCGGCUGCACAACCACCAUCACAACCACCAUCUGCAUUAGCAAACGGGGAACAGGUAUCUGUGAUACCCGAAUUCUCACGAUACAACGCCGACGCCACGUUCAAGCAUGCUCUGAGCAUUCUAGAGAUGUGCUUUGGAUGCCGACAGGUGGCUGGUGUGGGCAACGGUUUCGCAGCGUUUCAGCUGCUUGCCGAUUUGGUGAUGCGUGUAGUGAUGGAUGCGAUAGUGUAUGUUCUAUGCAUGCUGCGGGUGCGGACAUGCGGCGAGAACGAUGAUGACGAAGAGCGGGCCAAAAUCGACUCGGCCUGGCGCAUGAUUGAGUUGUUCUACAAAGAGUACGCCGAGGACCUUGCUGCAGCCACAAGUGCUUACGAGCCGCACUUAUUGCAUAUGCACCACAAUGCUAGUCACACGAGAGAACCCAGAAACAAUGAUGCAACCACAGAGGAGAACAGAAAACUGGCGGCGGGAGCCACGUUCGUUGCUGCGUUUACGGACUUGACGCUGGAGGCUUUUGAUGCUCAUGAAAAGGCUUGGCUCGGUCUGGGGAAGGGAGCUCUUAUCACGCCAGAAUUUAUCGCCGAACUUCGGGCACAGAAAAAUACACAAAGAGAAUUUCUCGAUCCAUCGUCAGCGGCCGGGACCGGAUUGGGCGAGAUGCUGUUACAAGCAGACGACUUUGCCAUGGACUGGGAAUAUCUGAACAACCUGUUGCAAAUAUGA
Messenger RNA from Sporothrix schenckii 1099-18, 2553 nucleotides. RefSeq lists its product as uncharacterized. The transcript has a single exon. NCBI's taxonomy places the organism in Eukaryota, Fungi, Ascomycota, Sordariomycetes, Ophiostomatales, Ophiostomataceae. The record is from RefSeq and is a predicted model, not a curated record. The coding region runs from base 1 to 2553 and encodes 850 amino acids. Gene Ontology annotation, molecular function: DNA binding; DNA-binding transcription factor activity, RNA polymerase II-specific; zinc ion binding. Gene Ontology annotation, biological process: DNA-templated transcription; regulation of DNA-templated transcription.